Dendronephthya gigantea is the source of this 936-nucleotide messenger RNA. RefSeq lists its product as uncharacterized. Lineage: Eukaryota; Metazoa; Cnidaria; Anthozoa; Malacalcyonacea; Nephtheidae. Bases 1 to 801 code for a protein of 266 amino acids. The transcript has 3 exons. The record is from RefSeq and is a predicted model, not a curated record.
AUGCACUGCGUUGCACAUGGUUUAUGUGCGUCAAUCAAUUAUAAAACUUCAGGAAUUGGGAAAGGUUUGUGCGAGCUCAACAGCAAGAAGACUCAAGAAACAUCCGAUGUUGAUGAAAAAGCGAACCCUGAAUUCAACUAUCUUCAUCUUAUUGUUCCAUUACAAAAUAACGUCUCGCUCGAGCAAUAUGAUGUUUAUUGUCACAUGGAUGCAAUAUCUGGGUGUGGAGGAGAAGGCUGGACCCUAGUGAUGAAAAUUGAUGGCAAUAAGAACGAUUUCAACUAUAGCUCUUCAAACUGGACCAACAAGGUAGCCUACGAAGUCGAAGAUGGUCUUGAAGGCUUGACAGAAAAACAAACAAAACUGGCUUCCUACUGGAACACACCAUUCAACAAGAUUUGCCUCGGAAUGAAAGUCGAUAAUCAGACAAGAUGGAUAACGCUGAACUACGCCGCAAAGUCGUUAUACAACGUCAUCGGAGAUGGAAGUUUUAAAAGCACAAGUGUCGGGAGGGAUGCAUGGAAAUCUCUUAUCGAUGGUUCUGUUUUGCAGAAUAACUGCAACGAAGAAGGAAUCAAUUAUGUAGGCAAUAAUAAUGGACGUACCCAUUUUGUGCGUGCACGGAUUGGUAUUGUGGCAAAUAAUCAAAACGACUGCAAAAGUUGUGACUCGUGUAUUGGUUUUGGCACUUCAGCUCGAUGUGACGAUGAUAUAAGAAACACAACAUGCGGUAAUAUAGCUGUUUGUGGUCAGAUGGGAAACAAAAACACACCAGCAUUUGGAUUUAUACUUGUACAUUAGUCUCGCACGAAAUCUGUGGGAAGCAUACUCACAAUGCCGUAUAGUUGGGAGCCUAAUUGCAUGGCAUGGGGCAAAAAUUCCUAUAUUUGUCUUUUGGCCAACAGAUUUAUUUCUUUUGACUUAAGGUUAUUUGGA